This is a messenger RNA of Mastomys coucha (southern multimammate mouse), 2811 nucleotides long. It is a transcript of the gene Gpat3, whose product is annotated as glycerol-3-phosphate acyltransferase 3. The transcript has 13 exons. Gene Ontology annotation, molecular function: glycerol-3-phosphate O-acyltransferase activity. NCBI's taxonomy places the organism in Eukaryota, Metazoa, Chordata, Mammalia, Rodentia, Muridae. The record is from RefSeq and is a predicted model, not a curated record. Gene Ontology annotation, biological process: triglyceride biosynthetic process. Bases 319 to 1635 code for a protein of 438 amino acids. Gene Ontology annotation, cellular component: endoplasmic reticulum.
CGUGCCAGGGAGCUCCCUGUUGGGUGAUGAGGUGGGUGGGGCAAGGGCAUAGUGUUGAAAAAGGGAGCCCGGCACUCGAAAGCCACUGGCUACCCACAUAGCCCGCAGCCCACGCCGAGGUGCAGGGAGUCUGCAGGGAUCCUCGCUGCCCGAGGACCUAGAGCUGAAGGGAGCGAGCGAGGCGGGCGGCGCAGACUCCCCGGAGCCCGGCUCCGGGCUGGACGUUGUGUUUUCCCAGCAGCAGCUGGACUGCCUGGGACUCCGACACCUACCGCGCUCAGCUUUCCUGGGGACAUCUCCCAGAGGGCGUGCCGAGACAUGGAGGGCGCAGACCUGGCGGUGAAGCUCCUGUCCACCUGGCUGACGCUGGUGGGCGGCCUCAUCCUUUUACCCUCGGCCUUCGGAUUAUCCCUGGGCAUCUCUGAGAUCUACAUGAAGAUCCUGGUGAAAACCUUGGAGUGGGCCACAUUACGAAUUCAGAAAGGAGCUCCUAAGGAGUCAGCUCUUAAAAGCUCAGCCUCUGUGGGUAUUAUCCAAAGAGAUGAGUCACCCAUGGAAAAAGGGCUCUCUGGUCUUCGAGGAAGGGACUUCGAGCUCUCUGAUGUGUUUUAUUUCUCCAAGAAGGGAUUGGAAGCCAUUGUGGAGGAUGAAGUGACCCAGAGGUUCUCCUCCGAGGAGCUAGUAUCAUGGAACCUCCUCACAAGAACCAAUGUGAACUUUCAGUACAUCAGUCCGAGGCUCACCAUGGUGUGGGUGCUGGGUGUCCUAGUACGCUAUUGCAUCCUGCUACCUCUGAGGGUUACCCUGGCUUUCAUUGGGAUCAGCUUGCUGAUUAUAGGAACUACACUGGUUGGCCAGCUUCCAGACAGCAGCCUCAAAAGCUGGCUAAGUGAACUGGUGCAUCUGACCUGCUGCAGGAUCUGUGUUCGGUCCCUGUCCGGCACCAUCCAUUACCAUAACAAGCAGUACAGACCCCAGAAGGGGGGCAUCUGUGUCGCCAAUCACACUUCUCCCAUCGAUGUCUUAAUCCUGGCCACGGAUGGGUGUUAUGCCAUGGUUGGGCAGGUUCACGGUGGAUUGAUGGGGAUCAUUCAGAGAGCCAUGGUUAAGGCUUGUCCUCAUGUCUGGUUUGAACGCUCAGAAAUAAGAGACAGACAUCUUGUGACUAAGAGAUUAAAAGAACAUGUUGCUGAUAAGAAAAAGUUACCCAUUCUAAUCUUCCCAGAAGGUACCUGCAUCAAUAAUACUUCCGUCAUGAUGUUUAAAAAGGGAAGCUUUGAAAUUGGAGGAACCAUAUAUCCAGUGGCAAUAAAGUAUAACCCCCAGUUUGGCGAUGCCUUCUGGAACAGUAGUAAAUACAACUUGGUGAGCUACUUGCUUCGAAUAAUGACCAGCUGGGCCAUUGUCUGCGAUGUGUGGUACAUGCCUCCCAUGACCAGAGAGGAAGGAGAAGAUGCGGUUCAGUUUGCAAACAGGGUUAAAUCCGCCAUCGCUGUACAAGGAGGGCUGACUGAACUUCCCUGGGAUGGAGGGCUGAAGAGAGCAAAGGUGAAGGAUACCUUUAAGGAAGAACAACAGAAGAAUUACAGCAAGAUGAUUGUGGGCAAUGGAUCGCCCAGCCUGGCCCUGGACUGAAGCACUGUGGAGAAACAUGGCUUCCCAGAACUGGCCUUCAGAAGCGAAAGAUUAGAACAUUGUUUUGUUGGGUUGUUUGUUCAUUGUUAAUUUUUUCUAUUUGAUUGUCUCUGUCCUCAUGCCAGAGGCUGAACCUAUAACAGGUAUCCUUUUUGACAUUUUUGUUAUUGUGUUGGCUCAAUGAAUUGUAAGGCCGAUUCUUGAGUGGAAACAGACUUUUAUAAAAUGACGAUGUUGUUGAUGAUUGAAUGAAAUCUUUGUGUGGAGAAAAAGUGCUUCUAGAAUAUGUUUGGAAUUUGUUAAUAGGAUAAUUCUCAAUAAUGACUCCAAACUCUGUAAAUUUGAUUUCCCUUUCCUUAAUCUUUUUUAUUUUUAUUAUUAUUAUUUUUUUAAAGACAGGAUCUUAUUUAUAUAGCCUAGGCUGGCUUCAAACUCACUAUGCAACCAAGACUGGCUAAGAACUGACUAUCCUGGCUCCACUUCCCACUCACUUGGAAAUACCAUAGGGCAUUUCCAUUAUGGUUACAUUCUGCUAUCAGGUUGGAAGAAAAAUGGGAGAUUAUUUUUAGGGAAAGGACAAAUUUGUGGUUACCUGAUCUAAAAGGAAUGGAAUGGAGAUUAUUUUUCCUCAGGUGUUGGAGGAGCGGUUGCUGAUUGAUCAGAUUCAUUUAAGAGCCGUGAGGAGUGGUGUAUUUCAUCCAGCCACAGUGGAAACACCACUGUUAGCUUUUCUUGUUUUUUGUAUGCUAAAGAUUUCUCUUGUCUUAUGAUUGUUAUUUUUUGUUUGUUUGUUUGCUUUGUUUGUUUUUGUGACAAAAUGAAAUUUUCGAAGGGAAGGAACCUUUAAAAUAAAGAAUCACACUCUGUAGAUGCAAGGGGGAGCUAUGCGGAGCUUGCCUCCUGUCUGCCCUACCCCCAACCUCAUUGUAGCAGUUUAGCCCCAAACUCCCCGGCCUUGUCAGCAGAAGACUAAAUGGUAUGACUACCUUUUGGAAACUGAGCCUUAACAUUUUUUUUAAAAGGGGAAACAAGCAUUCUCCGAGUCCAAUAGCAUGAGCUAUAUUUGAUAGCAAUCUAUUACUGCUGUGAGCUCUUGAGGCAAUUAGCUCGAGAGCAACCCUGUAUAGAAAGCGAACUGUCUUACUGACUAUGAAUAAAUUUUAUAUUUUUAAACGA